Messenger RNA from Arachis duranensis, 1810 nucleotides. RefSeq names its product pectin acetylesterase 3. The transcript is spliced from 14 exons. Gene Ontology annotation, biological process: cell wall organization. Gene Ontology annotation, cellular component: plant-type cell wall. The record is from RefSeq and is a predicted model, not a curated record. Gene Ontology annotation, molecular function: pectin acetylesterase activity. Lineage: Eukaryota; Viridiplantae; Streptophyta; Magnoliopsida; Fabales; Fabaceae. The coding region runs from base 119 to 1573 and encodes 484 amino acids.
AAAUAUAAUUAUAAUUUAUAAAUCAAUAAUGGCAUCAAACAGUAAUGGUGCGUGCACACUAUAAGUAAAGUAAGACAGAGAGAGGAGAGAGAAAGAGGUUUUUGAGCUCUGAGAAACGAUGAGAAUGAAGGUGUUUGUGAUAGCCGCACUUGCUUUUGUGUCUCUAGUUUCCGUCAUUGAUGGAUCUGAGCAUGAGGCUCAGCUAUCUGAGUUUGUAAACGAUGCUUUAUUCUCAUCAGUUUCAAGCAAGCAGCCUUCCCAGCCACAACCUCUCAUGGUGCCCAUUACUGUUAUCAAUGGAGCUGCUGCCAAAGGAGCUGUAUGUUUGGAUGGAACAUCGCCUGCCUAUCACUUUCAUCCUGGAUCCGGAUCAGGAGCCAAUAGUUGGCUCAUUCACUUAGAGGGAGGAGGAUGGUGUAAUACCAUCAGAAAUUGUGUUUUUAGGAAGACGACUCGGCGUGGUUCCUUUAAAUUCAUGGAAAAGACACUGCCAUUCACGGGGAUAUUGAGCAAUAAACCUGAAGAAAACCCUGAUUUCUUUAACUGGAACAGAGUUAAAAUUCGUUACUGUGAUGGAGCAUCUUUCGCCGGAGACAGUCAAAAUGAGGCUAAUCAGCUUCAAUUUCGAGGACAAAAAAUAUGGCUAGCUGCAAUCGAGGAAUUAAUGUCCAAAGGAAUGCAAAAAGCCAACCAGGCACUUUUGUCUGGAUGCUCUGCAGGUGGUCUGGCAUCUAUAAUACAUUGUGAUGAAUUCGGAAGCAUGUUUCCAAAAUCUACCAAAGUGAAAUGUUUGAGUGAUGCAGGAUUUUUUCUUGAUGCAGUUGAUGUGUCUGGGGGGCACACACUGAGGAAUAUGUUUGGAGGUGUAGUUACAUUACAGGAAGUACAAAAAAACUUACCAAAAAGUUGUCUCAACCAACUGGAUCCAACUUCGUGCUUCUUUCCUCAAAACUUGAUCCAGCAUGUUCAAACUCCAUUGUUUCUUCUCAAUGCAGCUUAUGAUGCAUGGCAGGUGCAAGAAAGUCUAGCCCCCCAUUCAGCAGAUCCAAGUGGUUCUUGGAAUGAUUGUAAAGCAAAUCAUGCAAGGUGUAACUCAUCUCAAAUACAGUUCUUCCAAGACUUCAGAAAUCAACUGCUAAAUGAUGUGAAAGACUUCUCAAAGUCAUCUCCAACUGGAUUGUUCAUAAAUUCUUGUUUUGCUCAUUGCCAGUCUGAGAGACAAGAUACAUGGUUUGCUGAUGACUCUCCGCUUAUUAACGACAUGCCUGUGGCGAUUGCUGUUGGAGACUGGUUUUUUGAUCGAAAAACUAUCAAAGCUAUUGAUUGUGCUUAUCCCUGUGACACAACCUGCCAUAAUCUGGUCUUCAAUGUUGGUAGAUCUACCGUGGUUGGCUCCCAGUAUAUAAGUGAAAGUGAUGACACAUCCACCACCACCACCAUGAUAUAUUCCUCUCAGUCCUCCAGGUUGACUUUUCCUGCUCUAUACCUACUAAGUGCUUUGUUUCCCACUUCCAUGUUCCUACUGCACCUUAGAAUAGAAGUACUAUCAAGAUUCUUUAGCCAUUCCACAUAAUUGGGAAGGUUUGUUUGUCCAUGCUUCAAUCAGCACCAACUAUUAACUGUAUCUGUAACUGUAUUAUUAGUAGGCACUAGGGACUAACAUAAGCAUGCUCUGAAAAUUUAUAACUUGGAUGGGCCUCUGUAGCAGGCCGGGGAAAGAUUUACCAAAUUGGGCUCAAUAUCUGUACCUGCUUAGAGUCAUCUGUUCUAUUAAUAUUGACCAAAAUUGUAUCUUGGGAUUCUUGGCUCA